CAAAUUUUGUAGCAAACAAUUUUUAAAAAAUCUUUCAAUCACGUUUCUUUCUUAAAAAUUUCAGGAAAUGUUAUUGACAAAUAUCCGAUUUGAUGUUUAGAUGCAUGGAUGGAUAUUUGUAUAUGUUGACGUCUUAAUAUUGAUGAAGCAGAACAUGGAAACUUUCACAGAGGAUAAAAGAAGAAGAUGAAGAUACAAAGAUGGGAUAUAUCAGUCUAAAACAUAUUGGACAUCAAAUAGAGAUUGGCCAUAACAUCACAUUCAGAGUGAAGUAUAACAAGAAAGGAAAUUACAAACCAGGCGGAAUGGCCAUAAAUUUUAGACAACAGAUGGGUGAAAGGAACGAUAUCAUUCUGCAUUUCAAUCCACGGUAUCCAUCAUUUGAAAUCGUUUUGAACUCUUUCGUUAAUGGAAGGUGGCAAAAAGGAGUUUCCACUGGUGCCAAUUCGAGCGUAUUUUCGGAUGAGUUUACGUUAUCAUUGGACAUCAAAGACAGCAGAACUGUCUUGGUGAGAGUCCAAGGCGGAAUAUUGACGACUUAUACCUGCCCUCUUGAUAUAACCAAUACUGAAUUCAUAGAGUUUUCUCCUGAAUACAGGAUUACCGAGGAAUUAAAGGCAAAAUUGUAGUAAUAUAGAAAGAUAAAGAUGAAAACUUUAAAGGGCUGGCUGGUUUUGCCCAUUUUUAGACUGUUUUGAUCUCCUUUAGAAGAAUAGCUCCAUAAAAUGAUGAAUUUUUUAACUAAUAUUUAUGAAAUUUAUCUAUGCCAAUUAAAUGAUAGUUGACAGCUUGAGAUAUCAUGGCUAUAAAAAAUUAUACCUGGUGGUUAUUAAAAAAAUAAUAAAAAAAAUCUUUUGACCCCCUAGCCUUCAUAAAUCGUUGAGUUUUUAACGAAACUGUAUACAAUGAAAAUGUAUCCACAGUCACUG
Molecule: messenger RNA, 929 nt
Organism: Saccostrea cuccullata (small rock oyster)
Lineage: Eukaryota; Metazoa; Mollusca; Bivalvia; Ostreida; Ostreidae
Exons: 4
Coding region: 201-629 (142 amino acids)
Molecular function (GO): carbohydrate binding
Source: RefSeq, a predicted model, not a curated record